AUGGAGCCCACCCCCGUCCCCUCCACCGCGUCACCCGAUCCGCCGCCCCGCUCCUCGUCGCCGCGGACAGAGAGGCCCAUCCUUCCAGCCGCACCAUCACUAGCGCGGCAAGUUUUGGUCCUCGUCCUCUCGGCCGGCGGUCCAGCUGGUUCCUCGAGCCGGCGUCGCCACCACGCGGGAUUCGAGUGCCUAGCACUACCCGCGGCCGCCACCCUCCUCAGCGGGCGUAUUCGGCCUCCGCGCCCUCCUUCGCUCAGGGCUACCAGGCCCUCUAAGCAGGUUGAGAAGCUUGUAGAAAGAAUGGUUAAAUGGCUCAAAGUUGAUGGCCAUAUCUUCUUUACAGAAUCAUGCUUCCAUCAAUCUGGAGACUCAGAAAGGAAAGUGAAUCCGACACAUUAUCGUGAACCAUGGUUUUACACUAAGAUGGUGCCCUCUUCUCCAACUACGUAUAUAGGCGGCAACGACAAACGGAGCAGCACCAGAACGACCCCUCCCCCAACCUCUUUCUAGGGAAGUCGACCAUCAGCGGCAGCGACACAAUCAGUUGGAGUACAAAAAUAGUUUGCAGGAAUAUUAAUGUAAUCAGGUAAUGGCAAGAGCAUAUUGUGCAGAGGAAGAGGAUGAGAAGAAACUUGUGGUUCUCAUCCAAUCUUCAUGGAACUCUCUUUAUGUGCGAUUGUGCACUUGUUGGGUCCUUUUUUCGUGCGCUUGCACUUGUAGAAGUAUUCUGUUGUGCACAUGUAAAAUUAUUUUGAUGUGCCCUUGUUAGAAGUUGAACCUUAAUGCAUGGAGUUGGUGGAUGAUGUAUUGUAUUUGAUGUGAUAUGCUACUGAAAGGAAAUAUACAUUUUAUUUGCAAUA
Hordeum vulgare subsp. vulgare (domesticated barley) is the source of this 860-nucleotide messenger RNA. RefSeq lists its product as uncharacterized. The transcript has 4 exons. The record is from RefSeq and is a predicted model, not a curated record. The coding region runs from base 1 to 510 and encodes 169 amino acids. NCBI's taxonomy places the organism in Eukaryota, Viridiplantae, Streptophyta, Magnoliopsida, Poales, Poaceae.